Messenger RNA from Nicotiana attenuata, 705 nucleotides. Its product is annotated as serine/threonine-protein phosphatase 7 long form homolog. The transcript has 2 exons. NCBI's taxonomy places the organism in Eukaryota, Viridiplantae, Streptophyta, Magnoliopsida, Solanales, Solanaceae. The record is from RefSeq and is a predicted model, not a curated record. The coding region runs from base 1 to 705 and encodes 234 amino acids. Gene Ontology annotation, biological process: meristem maintenance; meristem development.
AUGGAGCUUCCCCCUAUGCAUCCUGGACCUGCUGUUCGAGAGCUACUGUUGCUCCAGGGCAACCAUAGGUCUUCACACAUCUGGGAUGGACAGUGUCUGUCACAUACCUUCCACCCCAGACGUAUAGACGAUCUUUGGGAGUUCAAUAGGGACCACCCACUACAUCCCCGUAAAGUUAGACGCCUUCAGCAGAUGGAGUUUUACCAGAUUAUAGAGAUCGGCCGAUUGCAGUUUGACUGGGCCCUGAUCACGGCUAUGAUAGAGCGGUGGCGAUCGGAGACGUACACGUUUCAUCUACCCAUCGGCGAGGCUACCAUCACGCUAGAGGACGUGGAGAGGUUGACAGGUUUCCAGCUUGCGGAGCCGACUGCUUUGAGUGGUGCCAGUCGAUUGCAGCUGACGCCCGUUAGGCAACAUUUGGUGGCGUUGCACGCGGAGAUUAUUGAUGACUCACCACCAGAGGCUAUCGACCGGCAGACGAGGUUGUUGUUGCUGAUGAUAUUUGGUGGUAUUCUGUUCCCGAAUACUUCAAGAAACCUAGUUAGCUUGCGAUUUCUACAUCAUCUGGAGAGGCUAGAUGGGUUACCUAAUUACAACUGGGGUGGAGCUGUUCUAGCCUACCUUUAUAGGCAGCUGUGCCGGUCGUCCAAGGGCACCGUGAGAGACAUUGCCGUUUUUAUAUUGCUGCUGCAGGUGGUAACAUAA